Molecule: messenger RNA, 2701 nt
Organism: Bursaphelenchus xylophilus (pine wood nematode)
Lineage: Eukaryota; Metazoa; Nematoda; Chromadorea; Rhabditida; Aphelenchoididae
Source: the annotation of a GenBank genome assembly
AUGUCUGUUAGAUGUAUGAUGAUGGUGGAUAAUGGUAAGUCAUCUCGUAUGCACUUUAGAAAGGCCCAAUAUGGUUUUUGGUUUUUUUCUUCCACUUUUUACCGGUAAUCUUAGCGUGAGAGAUAUUAAGGCCCCAAUUUCCUCUACUUAAAUUAGCCAAAAUCGUCAAGAAACAAAAAUUUUUUCAAAUAUUUGACUGAAUAAAUGUCGAGUCGACUCUUGGCACCGUGAUACCGAGGGCAUUAACCGGGUCUUACUAUGGAGAUUUUGGCCUUAAUCCCCCUUUCAACUGUUUGAAUGUCUUCAGAGUCCAUUCGAUUCCCAUGCACCGAUAACAACAACAACAUGUCAGCGGCGGCUAGACUGGGCAUGUUUGGCUUGGCCAAGGAGGCGACCAAGGUAACCCUCUACUCGUCUGUCCGUAAGUUAUUCAUUUAUUUAUCACUAGUUUAAGUAAUGUAUAACAGCAUAGAAUGAUGUACAUUUAAAUGACGUAAUGAUGAUAAUUAUAUCGUGCAAACAUAAUUUUUCGGUCCAAAAUAACUUCUCUCUUAUGUACCUUUGGUUGGCCGAAUAAACAUGCCCCGCGGCGGGGAGGGAACAUCUUCCAUCUCCCCAUUUACCUUAAAUUAACUCCAACAGUUCACCGCCGUAAAAUCCGGCACGUCAUGUUUCUUUCACUUUAAAAAGGUUGGCUGUGGCCUCCGGGCAUGGCCAAGAGUUCUUUGGGAUGAAAAAAUAAUUCUGAAGGGAAUAAACCGGGCCCGUCUGAUGUCCCUGUAGCCGCACAGAGGAGAGGUCGGAUGGACGGGGACCGUUGGUUUCUAUGUUUCUGGGUUCCAGCUCUGCGAUCGUUCCGUGAUGAGGAAGAAGAAGGUGAACACACACCCUUGAGAAGACGACGAUCAUCCAAGCAACGGCAAUCCAAGAGGUAUGGUAUAGCUAUCAGCACCAAGGAGACCAUCCAGGAGAGAUAUCUGAGAAGACAAAAGUUAUGUGAACAACGGUUAAAGGUAAUGGAAAAGGAGAUCAGAUAUCAUGUUGUUGUAGGUGAAUGAUUGGUGCGUCUAUCUGGCUCUGGCUGGCCUAGCCUUGGCCGUUCUAGAUGUAGAAUAUUCCGUGGUUAUUCAGAAGUCAGAGGUCCCCAGAGAUGAAGAGGGACCCUUCCACAGUCAGAUUUUCUCACAUUUCAUCCGAUUCGUCAUCAUCUCCAUGACCUUGGCCUUGGAUUUCUUGAUUGUUUGUCAUCAUUGGACUGAAGUUGCAGUAAGUUGUAUGUCUACAUGUCUAAAUAACUCGUUUCGCCAGAUUCUGUCAGCAGAUACAGGCCAUCAAUUGUUGACGAUGAGUGCGAAGAGGAAGCUGAAGUUAUGUCUGGAGUUGGCAGUUUGUUCCCUGUGUCCUUUCCCUGGCCAUUCUCAUGUGGAUUGGCCGGUCCUCAACCAGAGUAUUAUCAAUAACAAGAGAGCACAUAUUCCACUGAAUGUCCUCUUGACGCUCCCCAUGUUUUUUAGACUCUAUCUUGUCGGCAGAGCGAUGAUUUUUCAUUCCAUGAUCAUACAGGUAUGGUUAAAAAUAUUGCAGUGUAACAUAGCCGACUCCACAGAUUUAUAUUUGAUUAUUUUUAGGACGCUGCAACCCGAGCAAUAGCCUCUUUUAACCGAGUUUCGGUUGAUUUCCCGUUCGUUCUGAAGAGCAUUAUCUGUGAUCGACCUCUGACCUUCGUCAUUACAGUAUCCUUGACUUUCUGGGCCUGUUCCAGUUGGAUUAUGACCCAAUGUGAACGAUAUGCCUCAGGCAAUCACUACAAUACCUUCCAUUAUCUCAGUGAUUACGCUUGGUUCGAGGCUGUGGUAAGGCUCGUAUCACUAUAAUGGGAUUAUUUUAGACCUUCUUUGCCAUUGGUUAUGGUGAUCUCCAAGUUCAGACCUAUUGUGGAAGAUCUCUGGCUAUAUUGACCGGUGUUGUGGUAUGUUUACGAUCAAUAUUCCCAUCUUUUAGGGCGCCAUCUUCUCGUCUUUGAUUACAGUACUACUUAGCCAAAGAAUGUUGCUUUCUUUGGCCGAGAAACGCGUAAAUCAAGUAAUCGCUGAAUCCCAAUUAGCUAAUAAGUAGGCUUACAACUGAAUUGUUUGAUCUGAAUACUUUUUAGUCACAAAAAUGCAGCAGCAGUUGUUUUACAAUCCACUUGGAGAGUAGUUAGAUGGCAGAGGAGAGUCGAGAGCGGCAGAAAUAACUCCAAAAAAGAGUUAUUCCACUUGAGAUUGGCUCAGAGAAAACUUUUACAGUCAGUUAUCGACUUCAGAAAAUGCAGAUGGAAACUGAGAAUGCGACAAGAAGAAGAGGACGAUGCCAUCACCAUCAGGAGGGUAAGUGUUCCAGUAUUACGGUAGAACUUCAAAAAAAAUAUUUUUGCGAACUGCGCCCGAGGUUUGAUGCACAAUUAUCGUAAAUUCUUUCAUUCCAAAUAAGUUUUAACGUGAAAUUUGAAAUACGUCUGAUCAAACGAAUUCAGGCGUUUACGGAGACCGAGGAGCGCCUCCGUUCCCUCCGAUCUCGCCAACAACAAGUCGCUUCCCAUCUCCAAGGUCUUUGCUCAAGGGUGGACCGGCUUUCCCGGCAAUGCACCCGUUCCUAUGGCUACAAUCCCCGUCCGAAAACACCUCAGAUCAACGGUUAUCGAGAAACAGGUCUUCAGUGA